AUGGGUCUGGCACAAGCAAAAACCCGCCGCAAGAUCAGCAAGGAUCCCAACAACACGAAAUGGACCAAGGACACUGAUUCUUUCGGCCAAAAGAUCCUACGAUCGCAGGGUUGGGAGCCUGGCCAGUAUCUCGGCGCAAAAGAUGCAGCCCACGCAGUGCACCAUACCGCCGCUAAUGCCUCCUUCAUUCGUGUCGCCCUCAAGGACGACAUGCUCGGCCUCGGCUUCAAGCAAGCUAGGGAUGACAGGGUCACGGGUAUGGAUGUUUUCUCCGACCUGCUUGGUCGCCUGAACGGCAAAUCGUCUGAGGCGAUUGAUAGUGAACGUCAAGCCCGUGCGAAGCUGCAGAGCACUCUGUAUUGCGAUACUAAGUUUGGUCCUAUGCGGUUCGUCAGUGGUGGCUGGCUUGUGGGUGAUCAGGUUAAGGAAAGUGCCAAUGAGGAGCCAAAGAAGGAAGAAGAGGACGAUGUCAAGAUGGAAGACGUCCCUGUCGUCGCGGAUGCAUCUAGCAAGAGCUCAAAGAAGCGGAAGGCGGAGGAAUCAAGCGACGAAUCGUCAUCCUCCGAAGACGAAAAGGCGAGAAAGAAGCGCAGGAAAGAGGAGAAGAAGGACAAGAAGCGGAAGUCAAAGGCUGUGAAGGAGGAUGCUUCAGAAGAUACCCAGGACGACGCAGAGAAGAAGGCCAAGAAGGACAAGAAGAAGGAGAAGAAGGAAAAGAAGAAGGCGGAGAAGGAGAGCGAUGCGGACAGCUCGGACGAGAAGUCAUCCAAGAAGAAGCACAAGAAGGAUGAGGAGACGGAAUCCGAGAAGGUUGCAAGAAAGGAGGAGAAGAGACGGCGCAAGGAGGAGAAACGCGCCAAGAAAGAGGCAUCGCGAGAGUCCUCUUCCACACCCGCUGUUACAGGCACAUCAACACCCGCCAGCGGUGCCUCGACGCCAGUGCUCAGAGGCCAUCACGCCGUAAGAUCACGGUGGAUUGCGCAGAAGAAGAUGGCGACGAUGGACGACAAGGCCUUGAACCAGAUUUUUAUGAUCAAGUCGCAAUCGUGA
Colletotrichum truncatum is the source of this 1050-nucleotide messenger RNA. Its product is annotated as Protein PXR1. Gene Ontology annotation, cellular component: nucleolus. Gene Ontology annotation, molecular function: nucleic acid binding. NCBI's taxonomy places the organism in Eukaryota, Fungi, Ascomycota, Sordariomycetes, Glomerellales, Glomerellaceae. The record is from RefSeq and is a predicted model, not a curated record.